Messenger RNA from Amphibalanus amphitrite, 2158 nucleotides. Its product is annotated as centrosomal protein of 41 kDa-like. The record is from RefSeq and is a predicted model, not a curated record. The transcript has 7 exons. Gene Ontology annotation, biological process: protein polyglutamylation; cilium assembly. Lineage: Eukaryota; Metazoa; Arthropoda; Thecostraca; Balanomorpha; Balanidae. Gene Ontology annotation, cellular component: ciliary basal body. Bases 188 to 1075 code for a protein of 295 amino acids.
AAACAAACAAACGCCUGUAUCUCUACACGCGGCGGGCCGGGCGGCUUGUAAAGCCCUGGCAGUUGACUUUGUCAAACUCAUCAUCAUAAAUUGGACUGUAUAGGCCUAUAAUCCAACUGGUUGUCUUGAGUCGUGCAAUAACGAUAUUGCUCUAUCAUUAAUUUCAAAGCUGCUGCUUAUUUCAAUUAUGCGUCAAAGAAUUCAAGCCAAAAAACAGACAACACCAAAGCCCUUGCCAGCACCACCGAAAAGCUGUGAGAAGUACAAGAAGGUGUCUCCUGUAAUUGACACAGGUCCGAACGUCCGUAAGCGGCAGGCGGCGCUGGAGCUGAUCAAGCAGUACUACCACGUGCGCGCCGACGAGCUGUUCCGGCGCAUCAAGGCGGCCACGCUGGUCACACUGGUGGUGGAGGUGGCGCGCCUCCAGCAGGAGGUGGGCUCCGCCGGACCGCCCCCGCCGCCGGCGCACAAGGACGCCGACCAUGAGAAGCGCGCCGAUCUGCAGAGUCUGGUGGAGGGCACCGGCGAGCUGUCACUCUCGGCCGGGGACGCUCCGGCCGCCCCGGCGCCGCCCUCCAUCGACGACCAGCCGUACCUGCUGCUCGACGUGCGCGAGCGGGCCGACUUCGAGCGCGAGCACAUCGUGACGGCGCGCCACUACCCGGCCGCUCGGCUGGCGCGCACCAUGAACUACGAGACGGCCGAGAUGUGGCGCUACAAGCGCUCCCCGGACGCGCUGGUGGUCGUCUAUGACGAGGACGAGGCUACUGCCCAGCGUUGCGCCACCACGCUUGCCCAGCGCGGCUACGACAACGUGUUCAUUCUCAGCGGUGGGCUCAAGGUGGCUCGGAGGAAGUUCCCGCAGGGCCUGCUGACCUCCGGUGACCGGGAUCGGUUCACUGCCGCCGAUAUCGAGGCUCUGAGCGUGGCGCUGGACACGUUCUACACUACCAUCGAGUCGCCGCGGGGCGCCGCCAGCAGUCGGUCCACACGCUCCGUGCACUCCUCGGACCUGCGUGCGGCCCGGCCGGCCACCAAAUCCACCACCAUGGACGGGCCGCGCUGGAAGCUGUAGCGCGGACGGACGCGGCGGCCGGAGGCACUGCGAAUGGUCGCGCUCCACCAGACAACUGAGACUGAGCUGCGAGGUAUGGGGCAAAACUAUCGGGAUCUCGCUGGUGAGAAGGCUCGCGAGAGCAAGGAUACGAGAUCGGUGGGCUGUCGCGGCUGUGUGAGAGCGAGCUGUUGGAGCGACGUCCCAGUUAUCGUUGGGACGAACUCUGUGUUCAUUUUGUUGGCUUUUCGCCUCAUUUCAGGGGCGGGACAUUCAGAGAAGUUACCAAUCGGGGUUCCCCGCGACACGUUUUCAGUGCAGCGGGGUGAUAUCGGUCGCAUGGACCGACUCUGAUCUUGACAUUGGUUGGAUGGUGAGACGCUACACAACACUUCACAAUCCAUGGGCACACGUCCUAUCCACGGACACAUUUACCCAUCCAUACACACACAUCGACUCCGUCCACAAAUCAAGAUACUGACGCAGAGUCACACCAAAACCAAACACUGAAUCCCGACACCCACAUUGACUUCAUUUUUGUAAUACCGUAAAGUGGGGCUAUUUGAGACAGUGGGGCUAUUUGAGACGGUAUUUAAAAUCGCUAUAAAAUGAAGAGCGUUUGAUUUUUAUGUGAUAUUUUUGCUCAGGAAGGUGUGGAAUCGAGCAGUAAAUUCGCCUGAGCAAAAAUUAAGCAAAAAUUUCAAACGGUUUUUAUUUUAUAACGAUUUUAAAUACUGUCUCAAAUAGCCCCACUGUCUCAAAUAGCCCCACCUUACGGUACACUGACUGACCAUCCACAGACGCGCGCACGGGUUCCGUCCACACAUACGCCGACUCCGUCCAGUAACGCUCAGUCUGACUGGGCGGCUCAUCCACAUACUACCGCCCGUAGUGGUCUAUUCCCAGGGAAAGUCAGGCCGAUAAUCGUGCCUCGUGGUGUUGUUUGGCACCGGGCGCCCAAAUCCAUCUGUGAAUGGUGGCGAAUCUGCCGGUCUGGCCGUGGCUGAAGCGGACCGAGACCUGAGGCCACUGUGACUGUGAUGUUUGAUCUCAACGUUUGUACAUUCUCAGUGCGAAUCUAGUCAAUACAGUGAAACGUUCUCA